UUUCGAUUUUCAUCAAUGACUAUUGCAUAAUUUUAAGAUAAAUAAAGAAUCGGAUGGAGUAGAACUAGAAAAUGGAUGUUUUAUGCAGGACUAAUUCUGAUUGGAGUUGAGAUAUAAGGUAACUAUUGGAAUACAGAAAUAUUGUAUACUUUUAAUUAGAAUCCUUAAAAUUUAGAAAUUAUAUAAUAAUGUCCAAGUUUAAGAUAGGUAAAUUGAUAUAAUUAAUUUAGGGUGUUUAUAAGCCAACAAUUUAUUUGUAAACAGCUUUUUUAUAAAGUUUAUAUGGAAGUAAAUUUGAUCCUGUACCAUAUGUUCCAAUGACUCGUAUAGAAAUACCAGUUGAAAAUGGAUAAAUUACAAUAGAUUCUUUGGCUGUUAAUCAAAAAUUUUUGAGAUCUGAUAAAAGUGAGAAUCCAAAUUAAAAAACUUUAAUAAUUUUACAUGGAUUGACAGGAGCAAGUGAAUGUAAUUACAUUAGACAUACUGUAUUAUAUGCAAAUCGAAAGGGUUUUAGAGUUUAUUGUAUAAAUAUGAGAGGUUAUGCUAACUCAAAAAUGUUAUCAGGAUAGCCUACAGAUUAUUCUAAAUUAGAUGAUUUAUUAGCUGGAGUAAAUUAUAUUAAAUCAUAAAAUCCUGAUGCUCCUUUGUAUAUGUUAGGAUUUUCUAUGGGUUCUUUACAAAUAGUGAAAUUUCUAGGAAAAUACAAAGAUGUUAUUAAAGGAGCUGUGGCUAUUAGUUGUCCUUGGGAUAUUUAUACUUUAUCGUAAGAAAUUAAGAAACCUUCUAAAUUUAUUUAUAAUAUGGCAAUUACUAAAAACUUUAUUAGAAAUAUGAAAUGGAAUAUUGAUUUAUAUUAAAAAGCUGGUAUUGAUGUAGGUAUUAUAAUUUAAAUAUUUUAUAUUUUAGAAUAAGCUUAGAAAUGUUAUAGAAUUUAAGAUUUUGAUGAAAUAGUGACUAAAAGAUUGUUA
Paramecium sonneborni is the source of this 968-nucleotide messenger RNA. The record is from the annotation of a GenBank genome assembly. NCBI's taxonomy places the organism in Eukaryota, Ciliophora, Oligohymenophorea, Peniculida, Parameciidae.